AUGAAGAGAAGAGUAGAUUAUAUUUUAGAAAAAGUCAAUUUCAACAGUAAAAACCAGGUAAACAUGCUUUUUUCGCACAUGCUAAUAAUAAUACGGAAACAUCACAAAAUUACCAAGAUAACUGUGUUCGUAUGGUAUACUGACACAAACAAAGAAAAUAAUAUUCUGCCAUUUAAUUCAUCUUGUGAGGAGUAUCCAGAUAAAUUAUCAUUCAACCAGAUGGACCAAAUUGUUGCAGAGGUUAUCCCCGAAACAAAUAAUAAAUCAUUAACGGAUAGCCCCUCCAUAAUAGAAAACUCUCCGAACCGAUCCAUUCCAUACUUUGACCCAAAGGUGCUUUGUGUAGUUGACACCAACAAGCUACAAACGAAAAUGCAAAUCCAGGAAUUUACUAUAGUUUUAGAACCAGAGUUCAACAAUUCUGAACAGUCACAUGUACCUAAUAAUGAAAAAGAAUACCCACCGUCAAAAAAGUCAUAUCGUGAUUCGUCAACAUCAUCUGACAGUACUACUUCUUCUUCAAGUAGAUCUUCAUCAUCAUCGUCGUCGUCUUCUGAUGCUCACACCAAUUUUUACAAAAAUAUAUCAAAUACCAAUUUAUCCAUAGAUGGGCCUUCCACAUCCAACUUGACGGGUCAAGUUACACGCAAAAAUACAAAGAAUUACCAUCAGUCACCCAUUCAUUCAAAUGAAAGUGAUGUAGACUUAAGUGACACAGACCCAACUUAUACUCUUGAUAGCUCUCGGUCUAGAAGAACUACUCGUUUAUCCAGCAGCAGUUCUUCAUCUUCAGCCAACACUGCCCUCGAAUUGACUAAAACUUCCGAGACAACUAGAAAAUCAAGAAAACGCAUACGAAAUCCAUCAAACUGGAAGCAAAAUGUUGCAAAAAUCUUAAGAAACACUGGAAAGGCUUAUGUUUCAUGUACCACUAAAAAGGAAGUAUCGGCCCGUGUCAUUAAAGAUGCUUGUAAAUGUAGACUUAAAUGUCCAGAAAACGUCGUUGAUGCAGACAGAAAAACAUUGUUUGAUAAAUAUUGGUCAUUAGGCAACAUAGAACUACAAAGAUCUUUCAUACGAAAUUGCAUGAUGGAAAUUAAGCCAAAGUACAAAUAUAGUAAUUCUGCUAAACCUAGACUACCGAAUAAUGCAUUUUAUUUCACAAUAAAUAACACCCGAAUUCGGGUAUGUAAGACUUUCUUCAUUAAUACUCUGGGAAUAUGCGAUCGUCAGAUCAGAACAGUAAAAAAGAAGACUGACCCACAAGGAUUCUUAACUACCGAUAUAAGAGGUAAGCACGUGUCAAGACAGCCUAUAGAUCCAGCACUCAUUGAGAAUAUUAAACAACACAUAAACUCAAUUCCAAGAAUAGAGUCUCAUUAUUUGAGAGCAGCAACUACCAGAGAAUACAUCAGUGGGGAUAGAACCUUAACUGACAUCUGGAAAGAUUUUGAUAAAAUUCAAAAACAAGAAGGUAAACCUUCUUGUGACUAUUGGAUCUACUAUGAAAUUUUUACAAAACAAUUUAAUAUUAGCUUUUUUCAACCGAAAAAAGACAGAUGUGAUUUAUGUCUAGACUAUGAAGUUGCAACGGUGGAUCAGAAAACAAAAAUAAAAGAUAAAUACGAUGAGCACCUUAAAGAAAAAAAUUUGUGUCGCCAAGAAAAACGCCUAGACCGCCAAAACAUCAAUGAUACAUUCAUUUGCUCUGUUUAUGAUUUACAAGCUGUCACGCAGUGCCCUACUGGAGACAUUUCUUCGUUUUUUUACAAAUCAAAACUCAAUUGUCUAAAUUUCACUAUAGUAGAAUUAAUGGCUAAGAAAUCAGAAAUACCUAAAAAACGUAAAAUAAAUGAAGAAUACAAUGAAAAUGACAUAGGUGCUUACAGUGACGUGUACAGCUACUUUUGGGAUGAAGUGCAAGGAAACAGGGGAGCUAAUGAAAUAGGAUCGUGUAUUCUAGACUAUCUGAACAACUUAAAUGAACAAAAUCCGAAUAAAAAUCUUCAUGUCACUUUUUAUUCGGAUAAUUGUUGUGGACAGAAUAAAAAUAAGUUUAUAAUAACGUUAUAUUCUUAUGCAGUUACUCAUUUUGAAAACAUAGAAACCAUCAGUCACAAAUACUUCAUCAAGGGACAUUCACAAAACGAAGGAGAUAAUGUUCAUAGCUUGAUUGAGAAAGAAGUUAAAAAAAACAAAAAAGGUGGACCAAUUUAUGCACCAUAUCAAUAUGUAACUCUGAUUAAAAAUGCUCGUAAGAAUGGGAAACCUUUUACCGUUAAAGAGUUAACAUACGAGUUUUUCACUAAUUUAAAGGCACUUCAAGAACUAUGGGGAUAUAAUUUUAAUGAAGAUGAUGAUAAAAACAAUGUUAUUUUGAAUGACGUAAAAGUUUUGCAGUUUAAUAAAGCCGAACCAUUUAUCUUCUCUUAUAAAACUUCGUACAGUCAAAGUGAGUUCAAAAAGGUUAACAUAAGGAACAAACGUAAGAAAAUGAUGAGUCCAGAAGAAAUAACUGUGACCAAAGCAUUUUCACAAAGACUAGAGUUAAGUGAACGUAAGAAAAAAGACUUGCGCGAUCUCAUUAAUAAAAACCUAAUUCCUAGUUAUUACGCAGAUUUUUAUAACUCUAUACUGUAA
Messenger RNA from Parnassius mnemosyne (clouded apollo), 2640 nucleotides. The record is from the annotation of a GenBank genome assembly. NCBI's taxonomy places the organism in Eukaryota, Metazoa, Arthropoda, Insecta, Lepidoptera, Papilionidae.